Molecule: messenger RNA, 1801 nt
Organism: Cynara cardunculus var. scolymus (artichoke)
Lineage: Eukaryota; Viridiplantae; Streptophyta; Magnoliopsida; Asterales; Asteraceae
Product: U11/U12 small nuclear ribonucleoprotein 59 kDa protein
Exons: 10
Coding region: 294-1646 (450 amino acids)
Source: RefSeq, a predicted model, not a curated record
UGUGGUUUAGCUCAUGCAUUUCUCUUUUAACAUUGCAAAAUCUAUGGCCUUGCAAGGCUUGGGCAUGGGAAGUGUUUGACACAAUGUGAUAUAUGGUACUUUAUAAUUUUUGUAAUUUAUUUGUGCAUGUAAUUAUCAAUUCAGAACACUUAUCAGACAAUUAUUUUUCAUUCAGCAUUACAUCAUAUAAAAGGCAUCUGCCAAACAGCCCUGCUUUUUGUGUAUUUUAAAUUUCACGCGUCUAGCAAGAACACUACUUCAAUUAGCCUGGACACAUCACACAAGAAAGAUGUAUGCAGCUCUAUAACUCGAUUGCAAAGGGAUUGAGGGAAGUAGACACGAGAUUACAACGAUACUAUAAAGUAAUUGUUUGUAUGAACAUGAUGAUGCGUCCCAUGAAUCCACCUCCAUUUCAGCCGAUUGCACCUGCGCCGUGGUUUCCACCAUUGCCACCAUUGACUAGUAGUUUCUGGAAUGCAACAAAUGUGCACGGUUCCCUGAAGGAACUACAAAACACUCUUGAACUUGCAGAAGCAAUGGAGAAGGAGUUGGAGAUGCUUAUCACGAUAAAAGGUGGGAACCAGCAUUUAGAACAAACAGAGGACAAGGGAUGUGAAACUGCGAUGGGUAGAUUCUUGAAGCUUCUAGAGAAUAACAGGAUAACGUUGGACACACAAGAAAAGAUCUCUGUGGAAGCAGCAAAUGCUCUAAUGGCGAAGCUGAAAAACGAGGUUGAGCCAUUUAAGGUUAUUAGUGAUGAUAAAACGCCAUGGGAGGAGAAAUCUACAGCAGUGAGAUUAGCGAAUAAAAUGCAGAAGCAUAAGAGAAACAAACUCUGGCGGAAAAGAAAGAGACGGCGAAUCGGGGAAAUGAUUGCAAAGGAACUUGAGCAAUUUGAACAAGCUGAUCAAGAAGCCGAUGAAUGGAGGGCUAGCGAAAUUGCAAAGGAAAUCGCAGGGCGUAAGGUGGAGAAAAUGAAGGAAAUUGCAAAGCAAAAGGCUAAAGAGGAGCGAAGGAGAUUAGAAUCGGAGCUUGAGCUGGUGUUGAUUGUGGAGAAGUUGCAAGAAUUACGCUCCAUCAGGAUCCAGAAAUUAACAAAGCAAGGCCAUUUUCUCCCGGAGGAGGACAACAAAUUUCUUGAGAGAAUUCGUGCUGCAGUUGAGGAAGAGGAGCGCCAAGCAAUGGCUGCAGCCGACACGGGUGCUGCUAAAGAGGCCAUUGCAACAGCCGAGGAGUCUCGAAAUAUAACCAGUGUACCUGCUCUAAACUCGGAAGAUCAAAUCAGUGUCAAAGAUGGAGAUAAAGCAAGUCAGGAAAAAAUAACCGAAAUUGAAGCAAAAGGAGGCUCAAGUGCAGCUGCUGAUACAGAAUCUAGGAAACAAGAAUCCCAAGUUCCAGUCCCCAGCAGAGGAUAUGAUUAUUCAGCUAGCUUACCGCUUGAAUUUUAUCACUAUUAUCAUGGAAGCAGUACCGACAUGGGAACGCUAAUUGAGGUCAGACGAACAUGGGAUGCAUAUAUAAGACCUGGAGGAAGCUCUAAUUAUUUGGUUAAAUAUCAACUACGGGACUUUUUUGCAGUCGAAUACCAGGUCACUGGGUUCAACCGCCCCCACCAGCUGAUGAAAUAUGGGCAUCUUACCUCGUGAAACCUCGAUAACCUUUCACAAUGGUCACAUGAAGCUGUUAAGCCUUCGUAGCAGUUGCUGUAUUAUGGUAUGUUUCAUUUAAGCUUUCGGAAAUACCAACAUAACAUCUUCUGCAAUUCUAACAGUCCAUGCUCAAUUCACUUCUUUUUGCUAAA